Molecule: messenger RNA, 2834 nt
Organism: Drosophila virilis
Lineage: Eukaryota; Metazoa; Arthropoda; Insecta; Diptera; Drosophilidae
Gene: slow
Product: slowdown
Biological process (GO): anatomical structure development
Cellular component (GO): extracellular region; cell surface
Molecular function (GO): calcium ion binding; signaling receptor binding
Source: RefSeq, a predicted model, not a curated record
CAUUGUGUUAGUGUGUGUGUUUCAAAUCAAAAGCGCAAGUUAGUGCGUAUACGCUUGUGCAGCUCUUAAAUUAUUUGUUAAAUGUGUAACUUAUGAUAACGCACUGGCAAGGGUCAUUACUCGGAGAGUAGAAAUUGUGUGAGUUAAUUUAUUCGUUGAAUAUUGGCACAAUAUUGGCAUUGUUGCUUUGAAUCCCGUUAUAUGUGUGAGAGCGACCAGAAUGAGCGCCAGAGCGACAAUUCACAUGCCCAAGCGUGCACGCCAUUGGUCGUUACGUGUGUGAGCAUCCAGAGCAGCGAGCCUUGUGAGAGCAGUAAUUGCAAUUGUAUUAGUGUCAACGCCGGCUUAGCGUAGGCGCGACUUAUGGGGAGGCAAUUCAGUCUGUGCGCGCCCGUCCUGUCGAUCGGUUGUGUUUUCUGCGCGUGUGCUACAUUUUUUUUACUAUUUUUUUUUGUUGUGUUUAACUAAAUGUUUAUAAACGCGGGUAGUGCGUAUCGUGUGUUUUUGUGUAUAUAUAAAAUGUAAUAGUCCAGCAGCCGUUCUCUGCCUUAAAAGUAAAUUAAGUGUUCGCUAGUUUUUGGCGCUCAGCUUUGCAGCUAACAACAAAUUGGCGCGCAUCCUGCAGCAGAAUGAAGGAGAGAGAAAAGGGAAGAAAGAGAAUAGGAAAAAGAGAGGAUUGUGGAGCUAUAUAAACAACAGCUUAGUGAUAACAGAUGUCUGGCCCAAGCUGGGGGGGCAACAGAGCGGAACGAAACGGAAUGGAAGGGAACGGAAUAGAACACGCGACGUGGUCCAAAACGGACACGUUGCGGUCGUAAAUCUUGGCGUAGGCGCAUGUGACACAUGAAUAUAUAUAAUAAAUGAGGCUCUGGAUAGCAUGACUACUGGAAGUAACCGACUAGGAGAUACCCUAAGACCGGCGUGCAGCUGCCGUUACAAACAUUCAAGCUUCCUUCUACACACAAAUAACAUACACACACAAGCACACACCGCAACUCACACACACGCACGCAUACAUACACACAUAUGAGAAAUGCAGUGUUGAUUAACUUCGUUCAAGAUGACGCAGUUGUGUUGCACAGUUUUGCUGCUGCUGCUGGCUGCGGCGGCAACAGGUAGCCACAACAACAACAACCACAACAACACCCGCUCGCACAGCCAUCGGCUGCAUCGACAGCGUCAUUCGCACAGUGUCAAGUCGGAGGUGGAGCUGCUGCCGGGCGUGACAAUGCGUCCGGUGCGUGGCACGGACAGCACGCGGCUGCGACGCCUGCCCCAUCAUGUCCAACAGCCGUACAACAAGGUCUUAACGCGUCGCCUGCAUCAGCAUCAGCAGCAUUCGGGCGCCCGACCCACCGAAUGGGAUUACAAUACCUAUAACAUCUAUACGAACACCUUUGGACCGCCACCGCCGCCGCUGCCGCCAGUCUCGCCGUAUGCCGGCAAGGGUGAGGACAACACGGGCGAUGUGGAGUUUAUCGGCGUCAGCGGUCGCGGACGUGGCUACGAGUACGUGCCGCCCAUCACAACCGCGGCGCCGCCGCCGAAUCUCAACCGUCGUGCCAUCACGCCCGGCCUCAGCAUGGGCACCGUGCCGCCGCUAGUGCCAGCCCGGCGUGGCUACAGCUACACGACAACGGCGCCGAGCACCACCACUAGCAGCACCACUAGCAGCACCACCAGCAGCAUCAGCAGCACCACCGAGGAGCCCUACGAGACAAACACAAUCAGUCGCAAUUAUCCCACAGAUGCCAAGGAGAUGGAGCGGCGACACAUUUGCGUGCAGCAGCGCACGAUCACGAUGCCGGUGAAGACAACGGAGGUGUACACGCGACCUACCUGGAAGCACGUGAGCGUGCCCUGCCCGCCGCCCACGCACACCGGCCAGAUGUGCACCCGCGUCCAGCUGGUGCACGAGCAGGCCUAUCGGGACGUCAUCAAGCACAAGCCGGCGCAGCAAAUGACCUACGAUUGCUGCACGGGCUGGACGCGGGAGAACCAACGCGCGGAUGCGUGCAUGAAACCCCUUUGCAGCACGCGUUGCCAGAACGGCGGCAAUUGCACGGCGCCGCAGCUGUGCAGCUGUCCGGCGGGCUUUGGCGGCAGAUACUGCGAGCAGGAUGUGAAUGAGUGCCAGACGGAGAAGCCCUGCGAUCAGCAGUGCAUCAAUACGCCGGGCUCCUACUAUUGUCGCUGUCGGCAGGGCUUCGUUCUGCAGGCGGAUCAGCAGAGCUGCCGCAAAAGCUCAACCCAUGCGGAUGAUGCGUUCGAGGCGCGAGAUCUGGAGAACGACAUCGAUGAGACGGACGCGGCGGUGGUCACGCGGCUGCAGAAGAUCGAACGCUCGCUGGCCAACGAGCGAGUGCACACGAACGAGCUGCAAAAGUCGCUGCAGGCCACCUACAGCGUGGUGGACACCCUGCGCAGCAGGCUCAGCACACUGGAGAAGCAGGCGCUGGAUGUGAACCGCAUGCAGACGAAUCUCUACAAGACAGAGUCGCGCACCAACAAGCUGGAGAGCAUGCUCAAUUUGCUGAUGAAGUGCCGAAGUGGCCCCAACGCGGAUUGCCCCUAAUUGAACGGGGGGGGGGGGGGGGGCGUGGGGCCAGCGCCAACACAGAACUGCAUUUUAUUACGCUCUAGAAAUUAAAAUGGUUUAGUUUAAGCUAAAGAAACUUAUCUAUUUUCGUUUGUGUAACUGUAGCCCAUCCCGCUUGUAAGCCAUUCCCGAACGCAAGUGCCUCCGUAGUUUAUAAAAAGAAAAAGAAAAAAAUGUAGUACUUAAGCGCACGUGUCAUAAAUGUAUGUAUUAAAAUCCAAUGCUCUAGUUGUAA